Messenger RNA from Dama dama (fallow deer), 2821 nucleotides. It is a transcript of the gene BBS4, whose product is annotated as Bardet-Biedl syndrome 4. The transcript has 16 exons. Lineage: Eukaryota; Metazoa; Chordata; Mammalia; Artiodactyla; Cervidae. Gene Ontology annotation, molecular function: protein binding. Gene Ontology annotation, cellular component: ciliary basal body. Bases 81 to 1646 code for a protein of 521 amino acids. The record is from RefSeq and is a predicted model, not a curated record. Gene Ontology annotation, biological process: cilium assembly; protein localization to cilium.
CCCCAGUCCUACGAUUUCCGUUUGCCUGGUCGUCUGGGAAACCAGCAACUUCCGGCCUCGCAGCGGUGGGCGGAGCUAAGAUGGCUGAAGAGAAACUGUCUGUGAGAACUCAGGUUCCUGCAUCUGCUGAAUCUCAAAAACCCCGGCUGAAAAAAGCUCCAGAGUUUCCUAUUUUGGAAAAGCAGAACUGGUUGAUACAUCUCCAUUAUAUCCGGAAGGAUUUUGAAGCAUGCAAGGCUGUUAUCAAAGAACAGCUUCAGGAGACUCAGGGGUUAUGUGAAUAUGCUAUCUAUGUCCAAGCUUUGAUACUGCGUCUGGAAGGAAAUAUCCAAGAAUCCCUAGGACUUUUUCAGAUGUGUGCAGUUCUCAGCCCUCAGUGUGCUGAUAACCUCAAGCAGGUGGCCAGAUCUCUAUUUCUUUUGGGAAAACAUAAAGCUGCCAUUGAAGUAUAUAAUGAAGCAGCUAAACUUAAUCAGAAAGACUGGGAAAUCUGUCAUAACCUAGGAGUUUGCUACAUUUAUCUGAAACAGUUCGACAAGGCACAAGACCAGUUGCUCAAUGCCCUACAUCUUAACAGACAUGAUCUGACUUACAUAAUGCUGGGCAAGAUCUUCUUGCUGAAGGGAGACUUGGACAAGGCCAUCGAAAUCUACAAGAAAGCAGUGGAGUUCUCACCAGAAAAUACAGAACUUCUUACAACUUUAGGAUUACUCUACCUACAGCUCGGCAUUUACCAGAAGGCAUUUGAACAUCUUGGAAACACACUGACUUAUGACCCUACCAACCACAAGGCCAUCUUGGCAGCAGGCAGCAUGAUGCAGACCCAUGGGGACUUUGAUGUUGCCCUCACCAAAUACAAAGUUGCAGCAUGUGGUGUUACAGAAAGCCCUCCACUCUGGAAUAACAUUGCAAUGUGCUUCUUUGGCAAGAAGAAAUAUGUGGCAGCCAUCAGCUGCCUGAAACGAGCCAACUACCUGGCACCUUUAGAGUGGAAGAUUCUCUAUAAUUUGGGCCUUGUCCACUUGACUAUGCAGCAGUACGCAUCCGCUUUCCAUUUCCUCAGCGCAGCCAUCAACUUCCAGCCGAAGAUGGGGGAGCUCUACAUGCUUUUGGCUGUGGCUCUGACCAAUCUGGAGGAUACAGAGAAUGCCAAGAGAGCCUAUGAAGAAGCAGUCCGCCUUGAUAAGUGUAACCCUUUAGUGAACCUGAACUAUGCUGUGCUGCUGUAUAACCAGGGCGAGAAGAGGGGUGCCCUGGCCCAGUAUCAGGAGAUGGAGAAGAAAGUCAACCUACUCAAGUAUAGUAGCUCUCUGGAAUUCGAUCCGGAGAUGGUGGAGGUAGCCCAGAAGCUGGGAGCUGCUCUACAGGUCGGGGAGGCACUGGUCUGGACUAAACCAGUUAAAGAUCCCAAAUCAAAGCACCAGACUGCUUCAACCAGUAAAGCCGCCUGUUUCCAGCAGCCUCUGGGCUCUAAUCAAGCUCUAGGACAGGCAAUGUCUUCAGCAGCCACAUACGGGAAGCUGCCCUCAGGUGCUGGAGGAACAUCCCAGCUCACAAAGCCACCAUCCCUUCCUCUGGAGCCAGAGCCCACUGUGGAAGCACAACCCACGGAAGCAUCAGCACAAACCAGAGAAAAGCAGGUGUAGGAUGACCCUGGAGCUGGGCUUUCUUUGGCGAGGACCUACCAGAUUAGGAAAGGUCCCAUGACACAGGCAGCAUAUACAGGAACGUGUGAUGAUGAUCACCAGGAUGCUGAAGCCUUCACAGUCCCUGGCUGCGCCAUGAGCUAGGAAAGAGGAGAUGGCCCAGAUGAGUUCUCUUAAGAACUGAGAGCAAGGCUUUGGCUCUGUAUGUGGUGCCAAGAGCCAGCAGGGCACGUGACACUGUUUGCUGUGGAAAGGAUUUACCUCCCGCUGACUGAGCCCUUUGUGGAAGAAAAGUCUGAGACAGACCUCUGCUGGCAUGACAAGGCCUUGGCUUAGCUGAGGUGAUCCUUGGGCUGUGUGGUAGGUAUAUUGGCUACCAAGGCAAACACAAAUCUUGAAUUAAUAAUCCAGUUCUAAUAGUAGAAAUUAGAAGAUGGAAAAAAAAAAAAAAAGCUCUUUAAAUUGUGGCCCAGUCUAUUGAGUAUUUAGCUGCACUUGCCCAGAAGAAUCCAGAAAAAGCCCCUAUAGGCUUGUUCUUGAGUGAGGUUAGAGUGCAGAGCCAGAUCAUGUCAGUAUGAAAAGAGAUAAAGGGCUGGUCUGGUAUCAGCACCAAGGACUGGGGAAAAAAAAAAGGAGGAGCUUCUUAAAACCUCCUCAGUUAAGACAUUCAGUGAUAGCACUGACCAGAUGCUAGCAAUACAUUAUAUAUCCUUUUCAGAAUAAAGAUUAUGUAUCAUCCCUUUGGGAAAAGUUGUAUAAGGGAUCACAAUAAAAUGUUUCUGGAAGAAUCUUGUAUCUGCCGAGUCUUGGGGCUUCUGGAUUUCUAGUUUCUCUGUUAAGAAAGGAGCUAUUCCGAUUUCUAGUAUGGUUGUUACUCAUGUCAUCACAAUUAGAAAAAUGAGGCUACAUACACAAUCACAAAUAUAGACAUGGUUUUAGAUGGCUCAGAUUAGAGGCAAGAAAGAACUAGCAAUGGGAAAAGUGCCCUUCUUACUGAAUAAUGUUAAUACAAAACAAAGUAGAAUUCUGGAGUGUGUGAUUACAAUGAUUAUUUUGUUCUUAAGGAAAAAAAUCAGCACUGACUGAUAGUUAAGUGGCUCACAAUGGACCAGUCCUCCCACAGACAACAAACAGUAACCAGUAGGUAAAUAUAAAGUACGUAACUGUUCCAGGUA